AUGGAAGGCAAGAAAUACAAAGGAUCAUGUGGUAACCGUAGAACUUGCCAGGGCAGGUGGGGAGAGCCAGCUGUGGGGUCCAGACUGACUGGGGCUUCCUUGCCACCACCCCAGCUGUGUCAGUAUUACCACCAGAUGGACUCCAGGACUCACUGCCCUCCAGAGAACAGAAGUGAUAAAUGUGGGGGGCGCUGGGGGCCUCGCUUCUCCUCACCGGGGUCCGAGAGGUUCUUUCCACAGGCCAUCCUCUUCAUGUAUUCUGGGUCCCAGGAAGGAGAAGAGAGUAGGUUCUUGGUACUUAGGACUUAA
Molecule: messenger RNA, 309 nt
Organism: Rangifer tarandus platyrhynchus (Svalbard reindeer)
Lineage: Eukaryota; Metazoa; Chordata; Mammalia; Artiodactyla; Cervidae
Source: the annotation of a GenBank genome assembly